ACAGCUCUCUGCCAUAGAGCCUCAACGACAGACAGACAGCCUACCGCUCGCUGUCCUGCUGCCGCUGCUGCGCGGAGCCCAGUCUCUCUCCACCCGAGCCCCGGCAUCGUCUCGCUGCGCGGGCCGGCUUGCCAGUUUGGUCGCUUUGGGUUGACUUUUUUAGGGAUUUGGGAAAAUUAAUUUUUUUCUGCGAGCUUUGGUCUCCAAUUGCCCUUCGUGACAUAUGGAGAAAAUGGCCAGGCCACUUCCUAUUAACCCAACUUUUCUGCCACCGACGCACGGCGUCCUGAAGUCCCUGCUGGAGAAUCCGCUGAAGCUGCCUUUCCAUCACGAUGAAGGGUUCGGCAAGGAGAAGGAGAAAGAGAAGAAGCUGGCAGAUGAGAGCAGCACAGCCAGCCACCCGCAGUCGGCUUUCCUCGGCCCGACCCUGUGGGACAAGACUCUGCCUUAUGAUGGAGACAACUUCCAGCUGGAAUACAUGGACCUGGAGGAGUUCCUGUCAGAAAAUGGCAUUCCAGCCAACACGUCGCAGGGCGAGCAGGUCACGCAGGCCGCACAGCCGCCUCAGGCCCCUCCCCCUGCCCCCCCCACCCCCUCUGUGGUGGACCUCAGCAGCCGCGCCACCACAUCGGUUCACACAAACAUGGCCCCUCAGACCUGCCUGCCAAGCCCCAGCACAGCAGCUUUGCCCUCAGCCAGAGACACUCCAAGCCCCAUCGACCCAGAGUCCAUUCAGGUUCCUGUGACCUAUGACCCUGACCCUGCAGAUCUGGCCCUGUCCAGCGUGCCAGGUCAGGAGAUAUUCGACCCCCGGAAGCGCAAGUUUUCUGCUGAGGAAUUAAAGCCGCAGCCCAUGAUCAAAAAGGCACGCAAGGUCUUCAUUCCUGAGGACCUGAAGGACGAUAAGUACUGGGCCCGGCGCAGAAAGAACAACGUAGCAGCAAAGCGCUCGCGGGACGCUCGGCGGCUCAAGGAGAACCAGAUCGCCAUCCGGGCCGGUUUCCUGGAGAAGGAGAACGCCGCUCUCCGUGUCGAGGUAGCGGACUUGAGGAAGGAGCUGGGCCGCUGCAAGAACAUUCUGGCUAAAUAUGAAUCCCGACAUGGGCCCCUGUGAAGCCCCCCCCACCUCACCCAUCAGCACCCUCACUCCCCCUCCAGUUUGAAGGACAGUCCUCCCCCCUUCCUCCCUCAUCCUGUAUGAUUCUGGUGUUUUAACUCUGUCAUUAGCUUCAUUUUGUCUCCUCUUUUAUUUCCUGUACACAUGGUUUGAGAGUACACGUACAUAGAUGAGUACAUAUAUUUACACAUACAUACUUCCCACUUUAAAGUGAGGGUCAAGGCCUGGGUGGAGACCUAUUUCAUCCACGCUUCCUGUUAGGAAAACGCUUCUGAAAGAGGCGUCUCCUGGCGGACCGACAGAGCGGCACUAAGGCAGUGGUAGACCCCCCACCCACCCCCCCCCUCCCGCAAGCACGCACUCACACAAGACUUACCCCUCAGGAGAAAUGCAGACACGGGUUUCCUGUUGAACGCAGUCAUCAGGUGAAAAGGGGAGGAGGGCAUUUUUUUCAAGGAGGCGAGCGGCUCAGAGAGCCAGCGUGUCAUGUCAGCAGGUGCGUGGCUGAGCCAGGUGGAGGUGCGGCUGCCUCGCCUGGAGACCAGUGCAGUGCAGCCACGUAGUAAUUUGCUGAUAACGUCACGUUUUUCAGCGUAGCCACCAGCCACAGCUGGUUCUACAUACAUGUGGAGCAGAGUUUUGACCUGAAGAUGGAGACAGAAUUAUGGUUUGGGGCUGAAAUGUUAACUUUAAAGUAAGUUGCACUAAACUGCCACACUAAUGAUUACACAUGUGUACACAGCACCAUUAGACACUCAUCUAUACAGGUUAUCAGCAAAAAACGUUCAUUUAGGCGUUACUUGCUCUCUAAUGUACUGUGAGGAGUUAUGAGCCAACCCCCCAGAGGCCCCGCCCACUUUCUACAUGAGAUCAGGACUCCUCUUCCUCUGUGACACAACCCUGCUUCAGUGGAGCUUAGUUUCAUUAGAAACCCCUUUUGGGAUCCUUCACACUGAUAUUUUUUGUCGGGUGGGGUAUCUUCUCCACCUCCUUUUGCUUCUCGCACGUGUUUUUUUUUAAUAGCACAUAAAUGUUCUGUGCGAUCCAGGUGUAGAUUUGCUGUAUUUUUUUAUUCUCAUGUUUUAUUUUCUGCAACACUCGAGCAAUAAUUUGUGUCCAAGCUGAUUUCUUGUUGCUCUGCUAUCCCGCCCAGCCUCAUCAACAGGUUAGUUAAGCUGGUUAGUUAACCUCUGCACUAAAGCGUGUCUAGCAAUCUGUCACCCCUUGCUUCAAAUGACUCCUCCGCCUCAUAUUUAUCUCCCUUUUAUUUCUCAGAUGGAUGAUUGUUUUUAUAUAUAAAUAUAUCUGUAUUCUGUUGACACACUAGUUUAGUAUGAAUACUACUCUUAAAAUUGUUGUUAUCCUAAUUAUUUUAAGAUUUCAGCAUGAUUUCUUUCACAAAACAGAACAUUUUUGGGUUUCUUUGCUAAAGUUGUUGAUAAUUCUUCAGCCUGUGUAAAGUUUAGCGUGAUAUACUCGAGUGUUUUGAUUCUAGGAGUCUCGCUGUGUUGCUGUACGUUUGCCUUCUUUUUGAAGACGUCUGUAUGAAUGUAAAAGAUGGAUGGUGUUGUCCAAUACUGUGGUUAAGCCGAUCGAGUUGUUUACCGCAGACCAAACGAGUUGCACCAGAGCUGAUAUAUAAGAGAUGUGUUUCUAUAAAGCUAUAUGUUGUUCCUUUUUUGUACAGUAUUUUUCCUAGAUGUAUUUUAAAGGCACAACACGUCCAGAGGAUUAUUAAAAAUGUUUAAGUAAAGAAGCAGAUAUUUUGAUAUUCUCUAGCGGGUAGGAGGAGCUUAUGUUGGAUCAGCGCAUUCAACUUUAUGGGCAUUAAUAUAAUCUUCACAUCUAUAUUCUAAUUACUUUAACACUCCAGUUAUGUUGGUAUCACUUGUAGGCUUCCAUAUUCUUUGGAUAAUUAAAAAAGAAGAGUUUGACAAUGCAACCUGGAUUAGAGAGUGUACAGCUUCUGACAUUCUUUCAGAUCAAUGCUGAUUUUCUGUAGGCAGCUUCUCUGGUUUGAUGGGAUGACGUUACUGUGACAUGGUCAAAGUGAUAGGCACUCGUAAGCUUUAUUUUACUGGACCCCUUAAGUGUUUGAAGUGCUGACACGUAAAAGUAUUUUUACACAAAUUACACCAAAAUGAUCAUUUGAGCCAUUUGGUUUCCCCAUUGCUGAAAUAGAAAUUUUUGUUUGGUGUGUGGAAGAACAGAAGUGCCACACUCUUUUAUUUAUUUAUUUUUUCACAUAAAAAUAUGAAUCAAAUCCAGCCUACAUACAUUCUCUCUUGUAAAAUUUGCCUCACAAAGGAGGAAAGUGUUUUCAAUCGGUUUGAAGAACGAGUUCAAACUUAGAUACACUAUUUGGGCAAUGUUGUGGUCAAAUUUACUUUGUAAAAUAAAGACUUUAUUUAGAAUAAUUCAUAAAUCCCUUGAUUAAAAGGAAGUGCUUCCUCUGUUGAUUCCCAUUUAAACCUUUUAAACUCACUGCAACAUUUGCAAAGGAGUUCCUAAGAUGUCUCAAAAUAUGGAUGCAAUUUCUCCGUUUACUUUGGUGGGUUUCAGGGCCUCUCUCGUGUUCCUGGAAUUUAUAAUUAAAAAAAAAACACAUUUAUGGUCAAAAUAGUAUGUUUUCACCAGUAUCUGGAACUCUUCAGCAUGAUCUCUUGAGAAUCCAGGGGUGCACUCCUGCUUAACCAAACCCGAUAUAAUACUUAGCAUAACAGUGCACCAGCCUGACAUUUUUAAGAGUUUCUUGCAGUUUCUUUGGCUUCGCCUUGUUAGUCCGGUGAUUGGCUGAUGUUAGUGUUAAUUGUUUUUAAACCUUUUUGUUUUUGGGGAUUUUCCAUUUUGACCCACAUUAAAAAAAGAUUGAAGUUGUUGUGGCACCUCUGGACUUCCAUAAACAUUCAUCACUUGUUUGUCCUUUUAACCGUUAAAACCCCGUUUCUGGAAUCUGAAAACCUGCGACCACGCAGUGAAACUAAACUGACAUUCUUACCUUGGAUGUGAUCGAACACUAAUGAUCAGAUCCAAAUGCAAGACUAAAGAUGAUUUUUACUCAAGCAUAGGGCUUUAAAUGUGUUUAUUCUUUCACGGUAUUUGCACAGGUGCACUUGAGUGCGAUCAGGGUUUUAAAGUGUAGACUGGAAUGAUGCCUCCUUAAUCAACAGAGCAUCUAUUUAUGUAAACAUACAAAUAUAGGAAAAAAGCCAAUAUUUAAUCACAGAUAUCCCAAAUGUACCUCACAUUUAAAUGGUUCCACUACCUCACCUGGAAACGUAAACCAUAAUUUUGAGUAUUCCAGUGCCUUGAAUUCAUUGACUGUUCCACAGUCCCUUCAAUACAGCACCAAACAAAAACAAGUUCAGAUCGGCACCAAAGGGCUUCUUGGUGCAGAAAAACCUGAAUAUUCUAAACACUGGCAACUAUCUCAUGUCUUAUUUUGGACAUUGCGACAAUUUGUAACCAUUGUAUUCAUGGCAACACCAACAGUCUGUCUCAGAGUGUAGAAAAGUGCAGCAUAAAGGAGCAACUGUUUCAUGGGGUGGAUGCAUAACAUUUCUCUUUGCUGUUCUGCCCUAAACUUAUCUGUCUGUAAUUUUGUCUAAUAAACCCCAGUAAUUUCA
Messenger RNA from Nothobranchius furzeri (turquoise killifish), 4743 nucleotides. It is a transcript of the gene hlfa, whose product is annotated as HLF transcription factor, PAR bZIP family member a. Gene Ontology annotation, molecular function: RNA polymerase II cis-regulatory region sequence-specific DNA binding; DNA-binding transcription factor activity, RNA polymerase II-specific. Gene Ontology annotation, biological process: regulation of transcription by RNA polymerase II. The record is from RefSeq and is a predicted model, not a curated record. Gene Ontology annotation, cellular component: nucleus. Lineage: Eukaryota; Metazoa; Chordata; Actinopteri; Cyprinodontiformes; Nothobranchiidae.